AUGCUCAGAAUGCAGGAGAAGAAGAGGCUGGUAUCUUCCGAUCCCUAUAAAGUGUUGGGAGUCAACAGGAAUGCCGAUGCGUCAGAGAUCAGGAACGCCUACGAUACAUUGGUCAACCUUUAUCAUCCAGAUGUUGCAGGAGACGACUUGGCUGCAGCCCAGAAAUUUUCUGAGAUCUCGAACGCAUACGAAGUCAUCGGUGAUGAGAAGCUGAGGAGAUCGUACGACAAGGCGUGGCUGGAGGCGAGGACAGCAAGGUCCACGGAUGCAACCAGAUACUCGGAGAGAGAGAACCGGGCACAGACUUUGACUAUCCUGAUCGCGGGCUUCAUCGCAGGGGCUCCUGUAAGAUCGUCUUGCGGGAUCUGCUACAACUGA
Guillardia theta CCMP2712 is the source of this 378-nucleotide messenger RNA. RefSeq lists its product as hypothetical. The coding region runs from base 1 to 378 and encodes 125 amino acids. NCBI's taxonomy places the organism in Eukaryota, Cryptophyceae, Pyrenomonadales, Geminigeraceae. The transcript has 4 exons. The record is from RefSeq and is a predicted model, not a curated record.